CCCAUGUCCUCAACUAGCCUCGCUUCGCUUUCUCUGGUCCCGGUGUGGUUUGACCCUCUGCGGCUCCAGUAGCAUCUCUUCCGGUGGACAAACGUUGUGUUAGCGGUUUAAGUGAAGGUCGUGAGUCCAACCUUGAUCCACCAUGUCUCUGCCAAAGCCUUUGAUGAGGGGGAUGCUGGCAAAGCGUCUGAAGUUUCACCUGCCCAUCUCUUUCGCGCUGGCUCUGGGGGCUGCGAUAAUGUUCAAGUACACAGUGACAGAGCCCAGGAAACAGGCCUACGCUGAUUUCUACAAAACCUACGACUCAGUCAAGGAGUUCAACGCCAUGAGGGAGGCUGGCAUCUUCGAGAGUGUGCGGCCCUCAGGAGAGUGAAACCUCUCUCUAGUUCCCCGUCAAUGGUUCCUGGUCCGAGGAUGAAGUUCCUUCUCUUUGAUGUAAUUUACUGAUCAGAUGUGAACUUCACUUUUCUGUUUUGUUCCUCUCAAUAAACUAUUCUAUUAAUGUAAAA
Platichthys flesus (European flounder) is the source of this 509-nucleotide messenger RNA. RefSeq names its product cytochrome c oxidase subunit 6C-1. NCBI's taxonomy places the organism in Eukaryota, Metazoa, Chordata, Actinopteri, Pleuronectiformes, Pleuronectidae. Bases 143 to 373 code for a protein of 76 amino acids. The transcript is spliced from 4 exons. Gene Ontology annotation, biological process: mitochondrial electron transport, cytochrome c to oxygen. The record is from RefSeq and is a predicted model, not a curated record.